UUCGGUGGCAGACUUCCCUUGAUUCCCAUCAAAUGGCAGCCUCCGAUCGCAGCUAGUGCGCCAGGAGACAUAUGACACUUCAUUUGGAUGAACAUCCCCAGAAAGAUGCGGAUUUUAUCGUUCUGAUUUCGUAAGGAAAACAGAAGAGGAUACAGAAGAAUUAGUUAUCUAAACUGAAAUCGUUCUUGUGAGAUAAAAUUGUUGACCUCACUGGGUAAGACAACGUUAUGUUAGCCAGCUAGUUAGCAAGCUAGCUAGCUAGCCGCCGCUUUCCCGCUGCUGCCUCCCUCCACGAGGGCUGGCCUCCCCCCCUAAGCCGCAUCCCCCCUCCGCUGUGGCCCCAAGCCCUUCCGAGGCUUUCUUUUGCCUGCUGCAGUGUGUGUGGUCAUGAAAAGCUGCUUUUGUCUGAAAAGGAAGGACGCUGUGCUACGAGUAACAAAAUCCUCCGUGAUGCCAGAGGUACGGGACCUGUCGGACGCACUGCCAGAGUUACCCAUGGAUCCGAUCACUGGGGUCGGGGUAGUGGCCUCCCGAAACAGGGCGCCCACUGGAUAUGAUGUGGUUGCCCAGACAACAGACGGGAUGGACGCUGACCUGUGGAAAGACGGCCUAUUCAAGUCCAAGGUGACGCGCUACCUGUGCUUCACCCGUGUCUUCUCCAAAGAGAACAGUCAUUUAGGGAAUGUGCUGGUGGACAUGAAGUUGAUUGACAUCAAGGACACACUGCCUGUGGGCUUCAUCCCCAUCCAGGAGACAAUAGACACCCAGGAGCAGGCGUUCAGGAAGAGGCGGCUGUGCAUCAAGUUCAUCCCGCGGGACUCCACGGAGGCGGCCAUCUGUGACGUGCGCAUCCUGGGCCGGUCCAAGCAGGCCCCACCCCAGUACACCUUCAUAGGAGAGCUGAACAACAUGGGCAUCUGGUACCGCAUGGGCAAGGUGCCCCGGGCCGAGGACUCGUCACCCGUGCUGGGCAACAGCAACAACGUGCAGCCCGUCACCACCGCCAACUCCACUCCAGCGCCGGUCAUGCCCAAGCACAUAUCCAUGACCCUACCGGCCAGCUUCAGAGGCAAGAGCACCACCAGGCCGGACUACGAGCACCAGAACUCCAACCUGUACGCCAUCUCAGCGAUGGAUGGAGUGCCCUUCAUGAUCUCUGACAAGUUUGCGAGUGCCUCCAGUGACUUACAGCAGGUGGACCUGAUGGGCAUUAACAUCAAGUCCCUCGCGGAGAUUGAGAAGGAGUACGAGUACAGCUUCCGUAUCGAGCACAGCGCAGCAGCCCGCCUGCCUCCCAGCCCCACGCGGACCACCAUGGGAGGCUCCGAAGCAUGAGUCGACUCCUCACACACCCCCUUCCCUCUCCCAGACCCCUCCACGAGCCACCCCCCCCCCCCCCAACCCCCCCGGAGGUAGAGGACGAGGAGCAGGAAGAACUACUGAGAAUGAGCCAACAGGGAAGAGGGAGAGAGUGGGGGACCAGUGCCCUCUUCCACAGCCUUUCAUCCACUCCUCUAUAGUCAUGUUUAUGCCCCCCACUCGCCCUUAGUGAGUAUGAAAACCAGACGCUAAACUCAGAAAUAAAUGAAUCAGACAAGCGGGAGGAUGCGCUGCAGUGUUCUUUUUCCAUUUGACUUUGGACUAACAGAGAGGGGAGAGGGGGCAUGCGGUGCAGACUGAUUUCUGGAGCCCUGUUGACCCGUUCUGGGGUUCUCUUCAUCACUGCUGCUGGUUGAUUCUGUGGAGAGGAGGAGGAGGAGGAGCGCAGCAGUCGACUGACUUUCUUUCGAAUGGAAACCACUACGUAACGCUACAGAACUAAAAAGGGAUGCAGAGACUCUUCGGCCUUUGGAGGACUUCCAACCAGAAAGCCUUGUGAACUAAAGGAACACACACACACACACACACACACACACACACACACACAGAUUCAGAUACACCAUACCAUAGAUCUGGGCACACUCACACAAACUGAUAUCCCUGACUGGUGUAAGCUAAGGCACACACAAACACACUCCUCCCUCGCUUGCCCUAGUUGGCUCCACGUGGUUCGGCAUUACCCUGGAAAUAAACACUUCUUCCUCCAUUGUGAUGUCACAAAGAAGCAACUGGUUGCCAGAGAGAUGUUGCUGUUGCUGUCCGACUGUUGCUGACUGAGGCCAUGGAUACAGACAGAUACUACAGGUCUCAGACAGAUACUACAGAUCCUUUGUGUUUGUGUCGCUUUCAAGUGUUUGCAGAUGGAAAAGAAAGCAGGCCUAAUAUACAAUGUGUCUGUGUGGGAUAUAGCUCCCCCCUCUGUCUAACUUUGACACUACUACUUAUGUCUGAGGAGGCCCCUAGUCAAUUCAGCACAUUGACACCCAUGAACAUCUGAACCUGAUUCUUUAAAAUCAUAAAAAGAACACUUAACAUUGCCCUCCCCCAUCCCCCUUCAUAUAUGAAUGAGUCAUGGAUGAGGAUUGCUUUGAAGUGUUGAUAUUAUUAUGUUUGUCUUGUUUUAGUUAAAAUACUUCUCUGUUGAGUGCACUAUUAUGAUUUAUUCGAAGUCUCAAUUUUGGUUCACGCCAGGACUUUUCUUCUCCCCAUGGUCAGCCAGACUGGUGGGUCAGAACAUAAACACAACCACUAACAGUCAUGGUCACACAUUGACCAGCGCCCGCUGGCAGAACUCUGAAGGCACGAGUCCUGGACUGGUCUCGUAGCUAUUUUCAUUGUGGCAUUUCAUGGCAUACUUCAAUGUGCUUAUUUCUGUUUACUAUAAUUCCAGUAUUUAUGGUCCACCUUGGUCACAUAAUUCACAUUACUUUUCAUUUUUAAUUAAGUUUCUCAUUUUUAAGAGGUGUGUGUGUGUGAGCGAGAGAAAAGGAGAGAGAGAGUGUGUGUGUGUGUGUGUGUACGUAGUGCUAGUUUAGAAUUUUAAUGUGUAAAAGGCAACAGGAAAAACUCUUCACACACAGUAUUGACAUUGCCUGUUAUGAAAGGUCACUUUAAAAAAAAAAAAAAGUCCUGUCAGUCUCUGUAUGUCUCAAACAAAAGUAGGAGUCUCUAAAUGCCUCUUCUGUUUUGUAAAAAAGAGUGAACAGAAUUAGACUUAAGAAAAAAAUCGGAAUUGGCUUGUGAGAGUGCAUGUUUUUUUUUUGGUCACUUUUUUUUUUUGUCGCUUAAGCCAGUUCACUGAUGUUUUGACCCCGUGUACGCCCAUGUCCUCUGUUGACCCGUGUGUUAGAUGACUGGACCGGUCUUUUCAGGUCACUGCCACUGUCACUGUCUCUCAGUCCCACUUGGAGACUCACUUGACACUAGCCAUAUCAACUCCGUUUACUCAUGACACUCAAGAUGAGAACACGCUCUGCUUGGUUGGAAGUGUUAACACCUGUCCGUGUUGUUUGACGUUUUGCUGUCGCAAUAGGGAUUAAUUAUUUGUUUCUAAUUAGUGGGAGUGAAUCUAUGCCCUAGCUAGUGUCUACCCUGACCUCUGAGCCAGCCUAAUGGUAAUCACUUUCUUCAAUGUCUUCGGUCAGCUCACUUUUUAAAAACACACCAACUGCUUGCCGGUCGGUUCGACCCUUUCUCGUGUACACAAGAAUCUCUCUUCGGUGCAGCGUUGUCUUAAUGGGCGGCCGACCAAACUCAGGUGACAUUGUUCUGUUCGGAUACACCAAGUGCUAACGCUCGUCCGUACGAUUCCGUCUCAAAUGCGAGCCUCGAAAACCAAUACAUGCACACUGUGAGGUAAUCCACUCCAAAAAACGUUAGCCACUAAAGUCCUGGCAACGUGGAGUUAACUAUGGCCACUGUAAGCGUUUGUUGUUCUUUCUAACAAAGUAGUGAUGACCAAUAGCGUUUUUACCUGUGACUCCACCAAGCCUGAUCGUUAUAUCUAACCACUCGACUUGUAGAUCUGUACAUGGCCUUAUCCUUUAGGCCUUAUCCUCCAGCGCCAUGCUGUCUACUCUCUCUCCAGCAGCCAUCUCUGACUCUUGCUUAGGCCUACUAGCUAACGUGUCUGUGUGUGCAGGUAGUAUUGUGCAGAAUGAAAACAUUUAUGGUGUCCAGGACCGCAGGUACAGUUUAAAGGGGUGCUUCUGAAAGAGGUUUGAAUUUAAGUUGGCCUUAAGCUCGAACCAGAACAUGAACAAUUUAUCGAACUGUUUUAAGAAAAGAACAUGUCCAGUUUUCAAGUGUUUUUUAUUAUUAUUAUUAUUAUUGUUUAAUCAAAGUUUAAAUAUAGACUAACUGUAUUGUUAGUAAUAUGUCCAAGACGACUUGAUAUUGUGUUGGAGGCCAGAGAAUUCAAGAUGCUGUGAAAAUGAUCGACAGCCACUAGAAGCUCUCAUGUCAUUGCACCAUCAUUCUUAAGUCAGCAUUCAUGCACCCAGAACACAAAGAACAACUUUUACUGAUAAACAAAUUACUUUUGUUUGUUUGUUUGUUUUGCCUUUGGGUGAAUUACAUAUGUGUUAGUCAUUUUUGGACUGUGUCGUGUAAAUACACUAACUCCACGUGGUUGUUGUUCAUCGCUUAACUGUUAACUAAUAUGCUUUUUUCAUACAUGUAUAAAUGUAUAUAAUACUGUUGACUGGUUUGUGUGAUGCUCAUUUUUCUGUGAAAAUAGCUGCACGUUUGCCGUGUUCUGUGUGCUGUAUAGGGAACCUGCUGCUGCUGCUGCUGUUGUUGUGUAUACACAGCAUCCUGUGGAAGCCUGCUCUGGUAACAUCUCUAUGUGUGCUCUUAGCAUCCUGUGGCAGAGAGCCUUUCAAAAAAAAAAAAAACAUCCAACGUUACGCACAAGCCACACAAUCACUUUCAUGGUUCCAAAGCCUAAUUCCCUUGUGUGUUUCAGUCAGUAAAAGUCAAUAUGGG
Molecule: messenger RNA, 4866 nt
Organism: Alosa alosa (allis shad)
Lineage: Eukaryota; Metazoa; Chordata; Actinopteri; Clupeiformes; Clupeidae
Gene: mvb12ba
Product: multivesicular body subunit 12Ba
Exons: 10
Coding region: 388-1335 (315 amino acids)
Biological process (GO): regulation of epidermal growth factor receptor signaling pathway; viral budding; virus maturation
Cellular component (GO): late endosome; ESCRT I complex
Source: RefSeq, a predicted model, not a curated record